Molecule: messenger RNA, 1182 nt
Organism: Drosophila obscura
Lineage: Eukaryota; Metazoa; Arthropoda; Insecta; Diptera; Drosophilidae
Product: BTB/POZ domain-containing protein 9-like
Exons: 1
Coding region: 1-1182 (393 amino acids)
Biological process (GO): adult locomotory behavior; circadian behavior; modulation of chemical synaptic transmission
Molecular function (GO): protein binding
Source: RefSeq, a predicted model, not a curated record
AUGAGCACACAGGCAAGCCAAGCAACCUCUUCACCCUCCAUCGACGCUAUGCGAUCCCCCAGCAACGAGCCGGAGCAAGUGCCGGUCCACACCUUCGGCGAGGGCGUUUUGGCGACCCUGAACAGCCUCUGCAUGAACAAGCUCUACUCGGACGUGGAGCUCGUUGUGGAGGAUCAGCACCUGCCAGGGCACCGCAUGAUUCUAGCCGCGCGCAGUGAGUACUUCCGCGCCCUGCUCUACGGCGGGUUGUCCGAGUCCACGGAAAGAGUGAUUCGGCUCCCAGAGGUGUCGCUGGAGGCAUUUAAGAUUAUCCUGGGCUACCUUUACUCGGGCACUCUGCCCAUAUCCACUCUGGACGUGGAUGCCUCCUUAAAGGUGCUCGGUUUGGCCAACCAGUAUGGCUGUCUGGAGGUCGAGACGCCACUAGCCAAACAUCUCUUUGAGAAUCUGGCCAUCAGCAACGCAUUCAAGAUCCUGGAAGCAGCACGCCUCUACAAUCUCGAAGAGCUGACCAGGAAAUGCCUAAAAUUCAUUGACCGUAAAGGGUGCUCAAUGUUAAACGACGAUUCCUUCCUAAUGCUGUCUGAGGAAAUACUUGAAGAACUGCUGCCACGGGACACUUUCAUUGCUGAGGAACUGGAAAUCUUUCGAGCGGUAUGCAGAUGGAGUCGCCACAAUCCGAGCGUGGAUAUCAAGUCGUUGCUAUCGCUUGUACGUCUCCCUCUCAUUGAAGUUAAGGACUUGGUGGGUACGGUUCGUCAAUCUGGAUUCGUUGACCUGAACACAAUAUGCGACGUCAUCGAUAAGUCUUUUAAGCUGGAGAACCUGCCCUAUCGUGCCCACGUGUUGUCAGGUUUAAAUGAGGCCUCAGAAGAAUGGUAUGCGAAACGUUUGAUAGUGAACAAUAAUGAGAGCGUAAUCAAGAUGAACUUCUGGUGCAUUAUUAAUAUUAUAUUAAUUAAAAGUUGCCCAUCAAUGCCGUUAUACUUCACCGUGGAGAUCUCUUGCGACAAUGCACGCUGGGUUUGCGUGGGAAAAUUUACAUGUACAGCCUCGGGUUAUUGGUUUUACUUCACGCGCAGGCCUGUUCGUUACAUUCGGAUCGUGCAUACAGAGAGUGGACGCAAUAAUAUGUUGAAGGAUGUUGAGCUCGAAGCCCUUUUAAAUGACGAUAUUCCCUAG